Messenger RNA from Astrephomene gubernaculifera, 966 nucleotides. NCBI's taxonomy places the organism in Eukaryota, Viridiplantae, Chlorophyta, Chlorophyceae, Chlamydomonadales, Astrephomenaceae. The record is from the annotation of a GenBank genome assembly.
AGAAAAUCUAGCCCAGCCGGCCGAUAAGCACGAGUCCGCCUAGCCAGGUGAAGCAACACGGCAACAGUCACUACGUUAAGAGCACGUAUCUGCAUAGCAGUUGGACUACCUUUGGAUCAUCAGACAGCUUUUGAAGCCCUGAGGGCGGCGAACAUCAAAUAGUUGUAAUAACCAAGAACAGUAACACGUCCAAGACAACAGUCUAGAGCAACGUACAGGGUCACGGUAGUUUGCUCGGUCCUCAACUGGUGGCAUGUAGCAAGACCUUUUCCAAGGAUUUGUGCUGUUUAAAACAGCCAAGGUCUAUGGCAAGUCUUCACCCGGAAGGAAGUGUAACAGUGGUCGCCAUCAGCGACAUGCAUGGCUUGCACCUGCGCGACGACGUCAUCGACCUACCGAACGGCGAUGUGUUGGUGGUGGCGGGUGACAUAGAGCUGCGCGGCGAGCGGGAUGUGGCGCAGCUGCAGCGCUGGCUGGCCUCGCUGCCGCACCCGCACAAGGUGGUGGGGUUCGGGAACAUGGACCGAGCGGCGUACGAAGCCUACAGCAGCAGCAGCAGCAGCGGUCUGUCCCUGCCGGGUGCGGUGGUGGUGGUGGACGGGGUGGUGGAGGUGGCGGGGCUGAGGCUGCUGGCGUCGCCCUGGUCCCCGAGGUAUGCGGGCGUGUGGCAGUUGGCCGAUGAGGCAGCUGCUGCUGCGCACUGGUCCCGCCUGCUGCCCCCGGACCUGCAGCUUGACGUGUUGGUGACCCACACGCCGCCGUACGGUUUCGGAGACCUCACCCGGGGGCGCCACGUGGGGGACAAACAGCUACUGCAUGCCGUACAGGCGCUGCACCGCCCGCCCCAGCUCUGGGUGUGCGGCCACAUUCACGAGGCGGUGGGGGAGCACCGAGUCCCGCACGCGGCGGCAAGCGACCCACGGGGCAUCCUGCUGAUCAACGCGGCGGUCUACUACGCGGGUUACG